GCCUGCGCUCUCUCUGCUUGAAAUCCGUGGAACACACAUCGAGGUCAGGCCCUUCUCCUCAGUUCCAAGAUCCUUCUCUACCCUCCCACAGCCUCCAUCGCGCACACAAUGGAUAAACACGCAACGCGCCUCCUGCGCCGCCUCAAGCGAUUAGUCGCUCAAGACGAACCCAUCCUGUCGCCCUUCGCGGCCCGCCUUUCAACCGGGGCAGUUGCUCUUCACGCGAAGACAUUCCCCGCUACUACCGCCGAAACCCAACAUUCCGCGCUCAUUCCUGCAGCCACCGCAUUCCCCGCGCUCGCGGCGGCCAUCGCAGCUGCUGCGUCGGGGACCACGAGCGGAAAGGUCAGAGAUUCGCCUCGCAGCAGCGCAAUGAUGCCGCCGCCGAGCCCUCGCCCCGGCAAGUCGCCACGUCACCCCCGCGCCACCGGCGGCGAUGGAACCUGCGCGACAAGUGUCUUUGCUGGCAAUGCCGCGCGACGCACGCCGGCCAAUACCACUUCUAGCCUUUCGAAGUCGCUGGAUGGUGGCGCGUCGGUGACGUCCCUCGCGCUUCGCGGCUCGGACGCUGCUUCCGCGGAUGGCUCCACCUCGCCAGGCAAUGCCGCGGCGGUGCGGCGAUGCAGCAGCGCCGCGGAGGCUGGCAGCGGAGAGAACCGCGGCAGCGCCCAGGUCGCGUGCCGACACGACGAUUCGAACGCCGCGAUGGUAACCGAAGCGGCCACCGCAAAAGCCGGUGAGAGCUCGAGCUGCGGCAGGCGAAGUCUCGCACGAGGCACCUCCGACGGCGCGUCGAACCGCGCAGCUCUCCCCUCGGCCCGUCCUGCUUCCAAGAAGCGGCUGCGCGCGCCGAUAUCGCUGGAGAUACCAACCUCCGGCUGCUGCGACUCCCUGCCCAACUCUCCUCGCUCCCCCGGGCGGGACCUCGGCUUUUCCGCUUCCCCGCGCAGGCGGAGCAGCCGCGGGCGGACCUGCGGCGAGCCUGUGCCGCGUCAGCCGCCGGCGGAGCAACUUUUGCAGCAUCUGCAGUCGCUGCUGGUGGCGCGACCCGCGUCGCAGGAGCAGGAGCAGCAGCGGCGAGAGCAGCUGGCGGCGCUGAACGAGCUCACCAUGGACCUCCUCGUCGAAAACGUCGUCCUCGCCAUGUCCAAAAGCGGCGCCGCCGCCGCCGGGGACGCUCCCGGGGCCGCCGCUGCUGGGACCAACGAAAAUCCUCGAGCCCGCGGCGGUGGGAGUGAGGCACCCGUGAGUCCGCCGCCUGGUGAUGCUAUUACUGGGAGCCCUCUUGAUGCGUCUCGGACGGAGGACAGCUCGAGCGGAGGAAAUGUUCGUGAGGAGAACGCUCAAAAUGCUGCGGUGAAGGCGGCGAGUGCGGCCGAUUGCCGCGUUGCUGUGUCUACUGCUGCUGAUGCUGAUGCUGCUGAUGCUGCUGAUGCUGCUGCUGCUGUGGCAGCGGUGGUCUUGCUUGCUGCUUCCGCUGUCUCCUCCACCUCGGAUGCACCGUCUCCCCGCUCGUCCUUCUCCCGUGCAGGCCAUUUUUUGCCCUCCGCCCCUGUCCCUCCACUGGUCUCACCGUCAUCUCCGUCCGCAAUCGAUUCCCCGUCUGCCACGAUCUCUCCAUGCCUGGAGAGCAAGCAGGCGGUUGCAGUAGAUCAUUGCGACGGAGCAGUCAAUGCGCUGCAGGGACUCACCAGUGACGCCAUGGCUGACUCUGCUCCUGGGGGCCGUGAGGGCUUGCUGUCGGACGAUCCUGUUAUUCCAUGGGACGAGUUUCUGCGAUUGGUGGAGGACCAACCAGGGGAAGCUGGGACGAACAGUGCUUGUGGGGCGGGGGGUGAUACGCCAUCGCUGAUGCUUGUGGAUGGGGAGGCGGGAGAAUUGACGAGGGAGAGGAGUGUGAGCGGACAUUGCAAGACUGGAGGUAAAGGUGUCUCUGAUGACAUGAUGCAGAUGCAGGAGCUCCUAUCAGACCUGAUGCAGUCACCAGGCUGGAGAGAGGCUUCUGCCGCCACUGCAGGCGCCUGUGACAGCAAAGAAGCUGCAUACAACGUGGGCAUGGACCCAUGGAUGCAAUCCUUCGUAUAUAGUGAGGAUGGAUACAUGACGGAAGCUGAUGGUUGUGCUCUGGAGCCAUCCUUGAAACGCAUUAGGAUGUCGACCCAACUUCCUCCUGCGUCUGCUGCCUAAAGGUGAUAUGCUUUGUGCUUCCAACCACAGUCGUUUGCCUACUAUUAUAUUUAACAUCUCUCAAUAGUGAGUAAAUCUAAAAUAUGGUG
Messenger RNA from Closterium sp. NIES-67, 2276 nucleotides. Lineage: Eukaryota; Viridiplantae; Streptophyta; Zygnematophyceae; Desmidiales; Closteriaceae. The record is from the annotation of a GenBank genome assembly.